This is a messenger RNA of Medioppia subpectinata, 3090 nucleotides long. NCBI's taxonomy places the organism in Eukaryota, Metazoa, Arthropoda, Arachnida, Sarcoptiformes, Oppiidae. The record is from the annotation of a GenBank genome assembly.
AAUAAAUAUACCACAUUUUUAUUAGUUUUAAAUGUAUGUCUACUAAUUGAAUCGGCAAAUGUUAAAUCAUUGAGUGAGCAUGUUGAAAAGGUUCGCCAAAUGGUUCUUGAUGAAGUGAGUGUUCACCCCGAUCCAUAUGAUGAGAGGGACGUCGAGAACAUCCGCAAUAAAGACUAUAUCAUUGAACGCUAUUUAACAAAAUAUAAAUUGAACGAUGUAAAAGCGAAAAACGGUAUUAUAAAAGCACUAAGGUUUUACAAAAGUGAGGGUUUAGCUCAACUCAACGACCAAUACUUUCCGGCCGAGAUGUAUGCGACGGGUUUUCUCAUCGGAUACGGUGUGGACAAAAGUGGCGUACAAUUAAUGGGUUUCUGUUGCCGGUGUUACGUACCCUUACAUGACAUUAGCAAAGAUAUGUGGGAUUUGGGCCGAAAAUUCCUGUUGUACUUUGUGUAUAAGCAUCGCAUAGAGUUGGACGAUAAGCCCCGCGCUGUAUAUGUUUCAUCGAACGGAACCAUCCCGGCUAAUUUUGAACUUGCAAUAAUGAGACCUGGGAUUGAGUUUGCUAAUGAUUUCAUGCCGGCCACUCCGGGAACACUUCUAAUGGUAGAUCUGCCCGGCAUCCUUCGGGUGACGGGCAGACUGAUAGUAAGCCUAUUAAAUGAAUGGUUUAGCGGAUCAGUGUUGUUCACAACAAUGCAUAAAAUAGAUCACUGGAUUAAUUAUAGCGAAAUUCCCAAAUAUUCCGGCGGAACCUAUAAUGACUACUCGAGAAUACCUGAAGGCGUAAAGAGUGGUAAAUGUCUGAAACAUUUGAGUUAUAUUCCGGAUGAAGAUUGGGAUAAGUUUGCCGAAAAGAAUAUUUAUUACGCGACCGGUUUUCUCAUCCGACACGGAAUGGACAAAAUGGGCGCUUCACUCAUGGGCUUCUGUAACCGGUGUUAUAUACCAUAUCUGGAUAUUAGCCAAGAUAUGUAUGAUUUGGGCCGAAAAUUCCUCUUGUAUUUCGUAUAUAAGGGUCGCAUAGAGUUGGACCCAAAGCCCCGCACAACAUAUGUCUCUGCAGAAGCGUUACUGAGAAAUGCGCUCGACUUUGGCACUAAUUUUAUGCCCGACACUCCGGGCAAACUUCUAGUGAUAGAUUUGCCCACAAUUUUGACGUAUUUAUUGAACAUAUUUGUGGAUUACACAAAAAGUUGGCACAAAGGGAAGCUGACGUUCACCACAAUGCGUGAAAUCAAGAAGUGGAUCAGUUAUAAUGAGAUACCAGAAUAUAUGGGCGGAAACCUCAAGAACUACUCGAGAAUACCUGAAGGUGUGAAGAGUGGUCGAUGUCUAAAGCAUUUGAGUCAUAUUCCCGAUGAGGAUUGGGAUACGUUUGUUAGUCAAAACAUUGAGUGCAUCCGCGAAGGCAUGAAAGAAGUUGUGAACGAAGAAAAUGCAACGAAAGGUAUUUUAAAAGCUCUGAAAUUUUACAAAAGUGAGGAAUUGGCUCAACUCAACGACCAAUACUUUCCCUCCGAGUUGUUUGCGACGGGUUUUCUCAUCCGCUACGGACUGGACAAAAAGGGCGCACAACUAAUGGGGUUCUGUAACCGGUGUUAUGUUCCUUACGGAGACGUUAGCCAAGAUAUGUAUGAUUUGGGCCGAAAAUUUCUGCUGUAUUUUGUGUAUAAGAGUCGCAUAGAGUUGGAUCAAAAGCCCCGAGCAGUAUAUGUAUCCGCCGCUGGAACUGUUCUGGAAAAUGUUGAAUUUACAAUAAUGAGAAACGCUAUCGAUUUUGCCAAUAAUUAUAUGCCGUCCACUCCGGGCACACUUCUAAUCGUGGAUCUGCCCGUCAUUCUUAGGGUGACGUUCAGAAUGAUAGUAAGCCUAUUGAAUGAAUGGUUUAGCGGACAAGUGGUGUUCACAACAAUACGUAAAAUAAAGCAAUGGAUUAGUUAUAGUGAAAUACCCGCUUAUAUCGGCGGCAACUUUGAGAACUACACGAGAAUACCUGACGGAGUAAAGAGUGGUAAAUGUCUAAAGCAUUUGAAUCAUAUUCCGGAUGAGGAUUGGGAUACGUUUACUAAACAAAACAAUGUUUGCAUCCGAGAAGGCAUGCAAGAUGUUGGCAUUAAAUCUAUGGAAAAUUCGGUACUUUUAGACCCGAUAUCUCGGGAACGGGACAUCCGCGAAUGCAAUGUUAUGACACGUAAAAUGACACCUCACGUCACGUUUAAGGAUCGGGUCCAGAUGAUUCGCCAGAAAGUGCUAGAUUACGUGAAAUUGCACCCUGCUGAGUUUGACGAGUUGGACGUCGAGCACAUCCGUAAAAAGGAUUAUAUUAUUGAACGCUAUCUUAAGGCUAAUGGCAAAAGUUUGAACGACGAUAAGCCAAAAAACAAUAUUUUAAAAGCGCUCAAGUUUUACAAGAAGGAGGGUUUCGCUCAACUCAACGACUCGUACUUUCCGUCCGAGUUUUAUGCCACGGGUUUCCUAAUCGGACACGGAGUGGACAAAGCGGGCGCACCCCUACUGGGCUUCUGUAACCGGUGUUAUACACCCUAUCGUGACAUUAGCGAAGAUAUGUACGAUUUGGGGAGAAAAUUCAUAUUGUAUUUCGUGUAUAAAAAGCGCAUAGAGUUGGACCAAAGGCCCCGCACUGUGUACGUAGCGGCAGAAGAGGCUCAUAUUGUUAACUUUGAAAUUAAAAUGCUUGAAAAUGUUGUGGGUUUUGUCAAUGACUUUAUGCCGUCGACUCCGGCGAAACUACUUGUGGCCGAUUUAAGUGCAAUCGUUGAGUUAACGUUCAAAGUGUUGACAAACCUAUUGCACGAAUCGUUUCAAAAGUCGGUGAGGUUUACAACAAUGGUUGACAUCAAAGAGUGGAUCGCUUAUCAGGAGAUACCGACAUAUGUGGGCGGAAACUACGAGAACUACGCGAGAAUACCCGAUGGAGUCAAGUCUGGCAAAUGUCUGAACCAUUUGAAGUACAUUCCCGACGAGGAUUGGGAUGCGUUCACCGAUCAGAACAUUGUUUGCAUUCGCGAAGGACUCAAAGAGAGAAAUCAGAAAUCAAUGGAAAAAUACUUAAACCUCGAGUGUUAG